AGAGAGACUUCCGUGCUCGGUGAGAAGGUCUCUACUGACGGCAAGGGCGAUUAUAAGCAUGGCAAGAGGCAAAAAGACUGAUACAGAAAAAACAGCUGCGGCUAACACCAAAGAUCUCAGUAGAUUUGAUUUUGAUGAUGAAGCAGAUGGCCAGGCAGGAACUCCUCCAGGGAGCAAAUAUGAAACUCCACUAGUUUCCAAGGCAGGAAAGAAAAGAACAUACAGAGAAACAGAAGAGGCAGAUGAACCAGAACCAGGCGACUUCAAUAAUGAACUGCACAGAAUGCUUGGUUGUUUUGGAGCGGUGAUUAACUCAGAGAUGAGUAAACGUAAGAAGUUAGAACAACUGACUCAAAACUCUCUGAAGAAAGGUCAUGUCAAAGUUGAUGAAGUUCUUAUACGACAACAAAAUGAAAGGCAGAGACUACAUGAGGAGUAUGACAAGCAAGUUUCAAAUGUUUUGCAGCAGCUGGAGACAGACUUGGAAAAGACAAAAGAGCAAGAGGAGAAAAUACAGAAUGUAUUCCGACAACAACUGAAACUUACUCAGCAGUCCAGAAUCAUCCAAAGCCAGAGGCUAAAAACAAUCAGACAGCUACAUGAAGAAUAUAUAAAGGGGUUGGAAAAAGUUGAAACAGAUCACCAGUCACAAGCAGCAAAAGUCCAGGCUGAACUGAAGAAAGAAAUGGCACUUCUUCAAAAGAAAGCAUUGAUGGAUACUCAAAAGCAGACAAUGGACACUUUCAAGAAGUCCCUGCAGAAUAUGCUGUUCUAGAUGGUUCAGUUAAAUCUGAAAUGACAGGUGAAUGGCUUGCUGGGGAAAGUUUUGGUUCCCAUUAAGGCAGACAAUAUUUUCAAUCAGUUGUAUGCUUUUUUCUCUCACCUUUUUAUGCAAGGCA
Lingula anatina is the source of this 899-nucleotide messenger RNA. Its product is annotated as synaptonemal complex protein 3. NCBI's taxonomy places the organism in Eukaryota, Metazoa, Brachiopoda, Lingulata, Lingulida, Lingulidae. Gene Ontology annotation, biological process: meiotic cell cycle; spermatid development. The record is from RefSeq and is a predicted model, not a curated record. Gene Ontology annotation, cellular component: synaptonemal complex.